AUGUGUCAUCAGAUCUCAUGGUACCGGGCCAUGUGCUUACAUCCAGACCCAUCCUGGAAACUGGAGAUCCCCUGUCAGACCGCUAUCAAAGCUGGAACCAAUCUCUGUAACAAGGUGGAGGUCGUGAUUCUCCCCAUGCCGGACACGUGUGAGAUCUGCAAGAUGCAGGAGUGGCUUGAGAAGAAUCUGUCCGUCCUUGAGACAGGAUUUGCGGAAGACCAGGAAGAUUCGUGCGCGGAAGACCAUAUUGCUGAGUGGAGGGAUGCUUGCGGCCCGGGGUUUGUCUCGGAAGAGUUUGAGGAUGACGAGUCCGAGAUGUUUGAUAGAAUCACAUUCUAG
Molecule: messenger RNA, 339 nt
Organism: Penicilliopsis zonata CBS 506.65
Lineage: Eukaryota; Fungi; Ascomycota; Eurotiomycetes; Eurotiales; Aspergillaceae
Exons: 1
Coding region: 1-339 (112 amino acids)
Source: RefSeq, a predicted model, not a curated record